Messenger RNA from Acinonyx jubatus (cheetah), 1858 nucleotides. RefSeq names its product G-patch domain and ankyrin repeats 1 (gene GPANK1). The record is from RefSeq and is a predicted model, not a curated record. Bases 632 to 1687 code for a protein of 351 amino acids. The transcript is spliced from 4 exons. Gene Ontology annotation, molecular function: protein binding; nucleic acid binding. Lineage: Eukaryota; Metazoa; Chordata; Mammalia; Carnivora; Felidae.
GUUCUGGGCCGGGGAGUCUGGGAAAUAUAGUCGUAGGAUCCCGCGACUGAGGGGCCGUGAGGGGGCGGGGAAGUGAACGAGGCUGGCUGGCUUGUUGGUUUCCUGCAGCUCCCCUCACGCAGCGGGGUUGUGUCCCAGGCGCUCCCCUCCUACUCAGGGGACUGACCUCAUCCCCGGCUAACCGGCCGGUCCUUAUUGCCUUCGAGCCCCUCGCCCGAGUUAGGCCCGCCACUGGAGGCUUCGCGGUGAGGGGGGGGGGGGGGAACUUUGUGUUUCACCCCGGGGUCUGGUCUCCUCGGGCGGGAGUCCCGCAUGCGUGUUAGGGGUCGUGUGGCUAUUUGAUCGUCAGCUCCUUUGCUUAAAGUAGUGCUAUUUGCCGUGCGGAGACUACCAAGACUGGAGCUUCUCCCUUAAAUCAGCUUCUUGCUUCCGUAGAAGUGUUAAAGUCUGUUCUUGUUUGGGAAGAAUACCCCGACCAUAGGAUCAAGGAAGAUUUAAAGGGCCAGGCUGAUUGUUUCCUUAAUGCAGGUCUCCGGAGGUGGCUCUGGUCAAUGCAGAGCCACGAAGCGAUUGGCUUGCUUGUCUCAGCCUCCCUUUGUCUAGUCUCAUCCUCCCAGUUUACCCAAGAGCCAUGUCCAGGCCCUCCCUCAUCACCUUCACCCCGGCCACCAGUGCCAGUGACCUCUGGAAAGAUGGACAGCAGCAGUCACAGCCUGAAGAGCUGGAGCCCACCCUGGAUGGGGCUGCAGCCCGGGCGUUCUAUGAGGCCCUGAUUGGCGACGAAAGCAGUGCCCCUGAAUCCCAGAGAUCUCAGCCUGAACCUGCCAGUAAGAGAAAGAGGAAAAAGAGAAGAAUAAUGAGGGAAGCUGCUGCAGGAACCUCAGGAGGACAUGGACAAAGGAGAUCCCUUGAGGCGGAGGACAAAAUGACCCAGUGGAUACUGAGGGCAGCCCAAGAGGGUGACCUAGCAGAACUAAGAAGGCUGUUGGAUCCCCGUGAGGCAGGGGGAGCUGGGGGCAACAUCAAUGCUCGGGAUGCCUUCUGGUGGACCCCCUUGAUGUGUGCUGCUCGAGCAGGCCAGGGAGCUGCUGUGCGCUAUCUCCUGGGCCGUGGAGCUGCCUGGGUAGGGGUCUGUGAGCUGGGUGGCAAGGAUGCUGCUCAGCUGGCUGAAGAAGCAGGCUUCCCUGAGGUGGCCCGCAUGGUCAGAGAGAGCCAUGGAGAGACAAGGAGUCCAGAGAACCGGUCACAAUCACCCUCCCCCCGGUACUGUGAGACCUGCGAUGCCCACUUCCAAGACUCUAACCAUUGUACAUCCACUGCUCACCUGCUGUCACUGUCCCGCGAUCUCAGGUCCCCCAACCUGCCCCUUGGGGUGCCCACCUCCAGCCCAGGCUUCAAGCUGCUGCUGAGGGGAGGCUGGGAGCCUGGAAUGGGGCUGGGACCCCGGGGUGAGGGCCGCACCAACCCCAUCCCCACUGUCCUCAAGAGGGACCAAGAAGGACUAGGCUACAGAUCAGUGCCCCAACCCCGAGUCACACACUUCCUGGCUCGGGAUACUCGGGCUGUGGCUGGGAGGGAGAGGACCCCUCGGGUGACCACACUGAGCCGCAGGGAGGAAAGAAAGCAGAAGGAGAAGGACAGGGCCUGGGAGCGGGACCUAAGGACAUACAUGAACCUUGAGUUGUGACCUUGGUAAGGUCUGAUCAUGGUCUAUUGCUAAGUCUGAACUUGGACAUACGCACUUUGGCUUUUACUUCCUGGGGUCUGCCCAGUUUCUAGAUCCUCAGGUUUUCUUUAGUGGGCUCUGCCUUUGGGAGAGAGGGGCUGAGCAUUGAAAAAUAAAUCAAUCUUCUCCCUC